AUGAUCGCUUAGUGAACCUUUCAAUGUUCAGAGUAUAAAUCAUAAAUACAAUAGUGACUUCAACAUGUCUAUGUACUUUAGUUACUUUUAUGCGCUAUUAUGUUUAGCAGGCUUGCAAGCAUACACAUCACCGGGCUAUCUUGGAUGUUUUCAAGAUGGAUUCGACAUCAGGAUACUAAGAGGAACCUUUCAGAAAUUAAUAAGAAACAGUGGUAAAGCAUGUAAGGAAUAUUGCCUGUCAGCGGGAUUCAGAUAUGCUGGAACGAAGGCGGGCUUUGAUUGUUAUUGUGGCGAUACAAUAAGAAAGAAACAGUUGGCUGUUGGUUGUUAUGAACGUUGCCCAGGUCGACUUGAUGAGUUCUGUGGUGGAAUUUCAGAAAUAUCAGUUUAUGACACCUGGCAAUGCGCUACGAACCCAUGCGACCCCGGGCAUGUAUGCGACGAUCUUGAUGCACACACAUAUAGUUGUAUUUGUACACAGAGUGACUGCCACAAAGAAAUAACAGAAACAACACUUCUAUCUACACUAAAAUUUACAACACAAGUACAUGUUACUCAGAAAAUCGAGACAGAAACAAGUGGAGAAGCUGCAACAGAUGAUGCCGGACAUUCAACAGUAAACGUAAAUGAAGUGACAGAAGGUAAUAAAAAGAACCACAUAACAAAAGAUAAGUCAAGCGGAUCAACCAUCAUUGCUGUACCAGUAUUAAUAACGCUGUCAGCAAUUGUUGGCAUAGUUAUCACUUUGGUUGUUAUCAAGAAGAGACGGCAAAGAAAAAGCGAUGAUAUAUACCAUGAAUAUCACGAACCUAGUGAGUUAGCUUCACAGACGACAAACCAUGCGUUUAUCAAAGAGCCUGUCAAACCACACAUUGUAAAGAACAAGAGACAACAACCUGAUGCAGAUUAUGAAGUAGCCGCACAAUCGACUGAUGAUGCGUAUGAAUUGUUGCAGCAUAACGUAGAUCCUUCUGGCGAAUAUACAACAAUUGAUGUACAUAAAACAGGUGCAAACAACAAGACAUAUCCAAAUGGACUUUACGAAGCGUUAAGAAAGAAAAAUCAACCCGAGGUCUUGUACAGUAAAGUAAAACAAGACCAAAAGAAGUAGUGUAUUCUAUAUGAAUGUAUAUAUUGAGAGUACAUACCAUGUUAACAGAUUUUAAUGCAUACAAUUCAAAAUAUGUAAAACAGUGUUUCAUUUCAAGGUGUUAAUGUAAGGUUCAAUUGUGUUAAAAGAAAGCUAUGUUUAUUUUGUUUUUAUUGUUGCCAAAUACUGAUGUUUGACAUUCACCUGAAAAAGAAAAUUGAUUAUUUUUUUUUCAAAACCAUGCAGCAUUUUGUAAACAUUAUAAUAAAUAUAUAAUAUCACUACAGUCAUUAUAAUAACACUUUUUAUUGAAAUACAUUUAUCUUUCUUUAAUGUUGCGCUGAUGUUUGAUAUAGUUUUUUGUCGACAAUGACUCGUACGUAUAAUAUCAUACGUAUAGUUGUAUAUUAUGCGGUUGUUUAGUAAGCAUUAACUAAUACCAUAGAGAAACUAGUGAUCAUGUGAUAACUAUUGAAUAGCUGUAUAUAAAUUUGAAGACUUCAAGGAAACUAUCUCAUCCCGAGUAUGUUACAUUAAUCCUUUUCAUUUUUAAUGCCAUGUGUAAGAAAAUCGUGACUAUUGAACAGAAAACGGUUACCAUGUUGUUAUUAAAGAACAGUUUGAUCUUAAUUGUCAUACUUAAAUCAUGUACGUUAAUUUGUUUUUUUUUAAUUUUCUCACUUGCAACCUCCUAAAUUUCCUUAUCAAGCUACAAUUGUCUGCAUUCGUGCUUUGAUUAAAGAUUAAUGUUAUAAUUCUUAUUUUAUACGGGUGACUUAAAUCGCUCUUACACAAACCACUUUCACAACCUUAACAAUCCAUGUGCAGACCUAGGUUAUAUUUCCAAUUUCCCAUUUUGUCGCCCUCAAGGUCAGUUUGUUUUAUCAAUCAAGACAUUGCUAUUGAAUAAAUGCCAUCACAUUUUAAAUUGUCCCGGCAUUUUGAUAGUUAAUAUAUAGUUUUUGUGUGGUAACGAAUCUCUAUUGAUUUGUGUUUUCUAUUGAUUUGAACAAUUAUUUGUUUAAUAUUUAUCAAGGGAGCAAAUAAUUUUAAGUAUUUUACUGAAUUGGUAUAUUUACUUUAAAUAUUGUAAGUACAUACAUUUGUAAUUGAUUUAAGUGUUUGAAACACAAAUAAACAUCGAUUUAUAAAGAUAUAAAAAUUACUACAAAUUGUCCUAACCAAAUUUCAAAUUUCCCCAUAACCUUAAAUAAUAUUCAGUAACAUGUGAUCUUUGAAUGUGACUCCGCCAGUGUUACUUUGCGAAGCAAAUAACUCGUAAAAUAAAAUGUACACUAUGCUCUAGGCAUAUUCUUUAAAAGCAGUCCUAAAAGCUUCAACCUUUUUUUAAAUUUUGUUUUAUUAUGUAAAAAGUAACGACUUACUCACAAAGAGGAGUGGAAGUAAUUACUGCUUUGUCUUAAGGUAAAAUUUAUUUAUGCCAUGCUGAAUAUAAUAUUUAUCAACCUUUAAUUUUCCAGUCCCAUUAAUCCUGGGACGAUGAAGAAAUCGCAGUUAAGAUAACUAUACAAGUUUCAUUUAAACCAUUGAACGGAAUUUGACUAGCUUACAGGGAACUAAAAUGUAUACAAUACAUUACAGACAAAACAAUAGUUAUUUGUGAAUGCUAAAAAAGAUACAUCAACAAAGAGAAAAAGAGUGACAUUGACGGAUCUUUUGAUAAAUGCACCAUAGAUACUAUGCAUGCGCUUUAAAGUUUUGCUUUAGGUUCUAUCAUCGCAAUUCAUCAAUAAACCAACUCAUGUAAAAAAUGCUUUAAAACGACAAAUCUAACUCAUCCCCUUAUGAUUGAUAAUUUGCUUUAACUUGCAUGUAUCACAUUUUAAAAAAUGACAGUAAAUAUAUAUUUUUUCGUCUUAGUGCCUCUCAUGUUGUCAA
Molecule: messenger RNA, 2989 nt
Organism: Ruditapes philippinarum (Manila clam)
Lineage: Eukaryota; Metazoa; Mollusca; Bivalvia; Venerida; Veneridae
Exons: 7
Coding region: 65-1111 (348 amino acids)
Cellular component (GO): plasma membrane
Source: RefSeq, a predicted model, not a curated record